AUGCUCAUUCACCGGUAUUACGGAUCUAAUAUUCUCGGACCAACUUUCUCUCCCGCUAACUUUUUAGUGGCGGCAGGGAUUUUAUCCGUGCUGGAAAGCCGUAUAGCAUUUGGACUUGAACAAAAACCAGACAGCGUUCUUAAGGAACUUGCCCAAUAUGAGAUCGUGCACCCCUCGAGGGUGGAUGCGAGGGGUCAGUUCGUGUCGAAUUUCGUUUCUCACCGAGUAAGCCGGAUCAAGAGGCGGGACGCCCCAUCCGCGGAGAGACCCCAGACCCGCGUGUUCUACCAGCUGCAGCACGGCGGGCAGGACCUCCGCCUCAACCUCACGCUCAACUCUCACCUGCUGGCCCCGGGCUUCCUCACUGAGACGAGGUACGGUGGCCUGGAUGGGGCGAAGAUCCGCUCUGGAGGCCACGCCCUCUGCCACUUCAUCGGGGAGGUGUGGGAGGAGAGGAGGUCGAGGGGUCUGGCUGCCAUCAGCACCUGUGAUGGCCUGACGGGUCUGUUUAAGCUGUCAGAAGAGGAGUUCUUUAUCAGGCCUCUGGAGCCCGCCCAGGAUGAGGGGUCACCACAGGCCCAUGUGAUAUACAAGCGCCAUAUCGCCCAGCCUUCAGCCCAGCUGAUCCGCCUGACCCAGGAGCACAGAGCCAAUGGGACCUGUGGAGUCAAAGACCUCCAUGAGGGCGGGGCACGGGCGGAGCGCCACCGGGAACGGUGGGAGCAGAAGCAGCAGAGGCGUCGGAUUCGCCAGCGCUCCAUCAGCCGGGAGAAGUGGGUGGAGACGCUGGUGGUGGCCGACCCCAAGAUGGUGGAGUACCACGGCAAGGGCGUGGAGAGCUACGUGCUGGCCGUCAUGAACAUCGUGUCGGGGUUAUUCCGGGACGCCAGCAUCGGGAACUCCAUUAACAUUGUGGUGGUCAGACUCAUCCUGCUGGAGAAGGACGAGGAGGACCUGAAGAUCUCCCAUCAUGCAGACAACAGCCUGAGCAGCUUCUGCAAGUGGCAGAAAAGGCUCAACAUGAAGGGGGACGAGCACCCGGUGCACCACGACGUGGCCGUCCUCCUCACCAGGAAGGACAUCUGUGCGGCCAUCAACAAGCCAUGCGAGACGCUGGGCCUGUCCCACGUGGCCGGGAUGUGCCAGCCGCACCGCAGCUGCAGCAUCAGUGAGGACACCGGCCUGCCGCUGGCCUUCACCGUGGCGCACGAGCUCGGCCACAACUUUGGGAUUCAGCAUGAUGGGAGCGGAAAUGACUGUGAGCCGAUUGGGAAAAGACCUUUCAUCAUGUCUCCACAGCUCCUGUACGGCACCUCUCCGCCCAGCUGGUCUCGCUGUAGCCGCCAGUACAUCACACGCUUCCUCGACCGUGGCUGGGGCUGGUGCCUGGACGAUGCCCCUGUGCGGGACGAGCUGACCUUGCACUCGGCGCCCCCUGGUGUCCUGUACAGCGCCGCGCACCAAUGCCGCCUGCAGUACGGCUCAAGCUCCCUCCUCUGUGACGACAUGGACAGUGUCUGCAGCACGUUGUGGUGUACCGUGGGUGACACCUGUCACUCAAAGCUCGACGGGGCUGUAGACGGGACCAGGUGCGGGGAGAACAAGUGGUGCUUCCACGGGGAGUGCCUCCCAGCGGGGUACAGGCCGGAGAGGGUGGACGGGGGCUGGGCGCCGUGGGGCGAGUGGUCGGCCUGCUCCAGAACCUGCAGCAUCGGGGUCCAGAACGCAGAGAGGGACUGCAGCAACCCUGUUCCUAAGAAUGGAGGGAAGUACUGCCUCGGGGAGCGACGCAGGUACCGGAUCUGUAAAAACGCCCCCUGUCCCACCAACCUACCCUCCUUCAGGCAUAUUCAAUGCAGCCACUUCGACACCAUGCCUUACAAGGGCAAGUUCUAUAAGUGGGUGCAGGUCAACAACAGAGUGAACCCAUGCGAGCUUCAUUGCCGUCCCCUGAAUGAAUACUUCUCAGAGAAGAUGCGGGACGCUGUCAUUGAUGGGACGCAGUGCUACGAGGGCACCUCCAGCCGUGACGUCUGCAUCAAUGGCAUCUGCAAGAACGUGGGCUGCGAUUAUGAGAUUGACUCCAACGCCGUAGAGGACCGCUGCGGGGUCUGCCAUGGCAAUGGCUCCACCUGCGAGACAGUGAAGAAGACCUUCGAGAAGAGCGAGGGGCUCGGAUAUGUGGACAUUGGUCUUAUUCCACAGGGAGCGAGAGACAUCCGCAUUGAAGAGGUGGCCGAGGCGGGGAACUUCCUGGCGCUACGGAGCAACGACCCCGACAGGUACUUUCUGAACGGCGGCUGGACCAUCCAGUGGAACGGGGACUACAAGGCCGCUGGGACGGUGUUCACCUAUGAGAGGACGGGCCACCUGGAGAACCUGACCUCACCUGGGCCUACCCUGGAGCCCGUGUGGAUACAGUUACUGUUUCAGGAGACUAACCCUGGGGUCCGCUAUGAGUACACCAUCAGCCGAGGCGAGACCUUCACGGAUUCCGACAAUGACAUAGUUGCCCCUGACUUCCUCUGGCAAUACGGUUCAUGGACAGAGUGCAGCGCCACCUGUGGGACAGGUGUUCGGCGACAGAUUGUCCACUGUGUGGAGCGGACUUCUGGGAUAGUGGAGGAGCACUACUGUGACCCAGCGACCCGGCCAGAUGACAAAAGCGGCAGCUGUAACGAGGAGCUGUGCCCUGCCAGAUGGUGGGUUGGAGAGUGGCAGAAGUGUUCGGCGAGCUGCGGGGACACAGGGGUGACCAGGAGGACGGUCCUGUGCAUCCGGAGUGUCACCCUGGAGGAGCAGAGAGCCCUGCAGCCCUCUGAGUGCCAGCACCUGCCGCGACCCGAGGCCGUUUCCCCCUGCAACACACACCUGCCCUGCCCCGCCAACUGGACCACGGGCAACUGGUCAGAGUGCUCAGUGACGUGUGGCGAGGGGCUGCAGAGGCGUGACGUGACCUGCACCCAGUAUGCUGGAGCCGACUGCGAUCCGCGGGAGAGGCCCAGCGCGGACAAGCCCUGCCACCGGCGGGACUGCCCCAGGGCCUUCGACGACUUCGGCAGCGACUGGUCCGGCAGUGGAGCGUCCAGCCGGGAGGUGUUCGGCAACGUCAACUCCAUUCCCGAAGGGAACGGAAACCGCCUGCCGAAACCAGGGCAGGGAACCACCAGGGCCCACCCGUCGUCCAGGGACCGCGGGGACCUCAACGAUAUCCUGGAAGGAGAUUUUUCCCAGCGCAACCGGAUCGAGCAGACGGGCGACAACUACAUCAGCAACAACGUGCAGGUGGACGAUUUCUACUACGACUACAACUUCAUCAAGUUUCACGAGGACCUGUCCUACGACUUCGACUUCGGCUUUGAAAAAGGGGAUGAGCAGACCGAUUUGGGGCAGAACUGGCAGCCUCAUCCCAGCCCUAUCACAGUAAAGUCUGUAAACACAGACCCUCCCACAGAUCCGCCUGCUGCUACCACACAAAACUCCAUCUCCACCCCAGAACACCUGCCAGCUACUGGGACAGUACCACGCAGUGUAGAGGAGGCUCCAGAGACCACCACUGCUCAGAACCUGGGACACGCCCGAGACCAAGACAGCUUCCCCGCUGAGAGACCUGCUGAGGUCUACCCUGAAAAUGAGGAGGAAGGAUUUGACUCUGAAGACUACUUCCUUCUAGUUUCCACCACACCGAUGCCGUUCACCUCAACCGUCAGCUUUUCACCAAGGUGGAAGGUGUCAAUUGGGGAUGUUGACCUGAUCCAUGACCUCAGCACAGCACACCCCCCGGUAUCGGCUGAUGAUGGCCCUUCCAGAGAUGUGUAUGGCAUGAGGGAGAGGGAGGAGCCAGAGGUGGAGCACUCCCAUGAUGCAUUGGGGUGGCUUACAGAGGAAGGAGAAGCUGGCCAUAAGGACAUGGAGAGCCAUCCAGAGACGGCCGGCCCUCAUGCCCCCUCGCCCGCGUGGUCGGAAAUUGACUUCAACGAGAUCCUCAUCCCGCCCUUGCUGAGGCCCAGGGGCACGGACCCUCCCGUCCCAGAUCGCCCCGCCCGGGCGAAUAUGAGCCUGAACGCGGACCGCCCCACCGGGCCCCCAGGCACUCCUCGGGUGGAAGACCCGCCCACACCCCAGCCAGAUGGCACGGCCUACUGGACCACAGGGAGCUGGAGUGCGUGCUCCACCAGCUGCGGCCUGGGCGCCAUCUGGAGGUCAGUGCUGUGCAGCGCGGGGAACGACUCACACUGUGACCCGUCCAAGAGGCCGCCCCCAGCACGCCGCUGCUACCUGCGACCGUGCUCCACCUGGAGGGUCGGGGAGUGGAGCAAGUGCUCCAAGAACUGCGGAGGGGGAGUGAAGUUUCGAGAGAUCCAGUGCUUCGACACCCGAGACCGCCGGCCGCUGCGGCCCUUCCACUGCCAGGCCAUCACCCCCAGGCCCUCAGUGCAGGUGCCCUGCAACGGCCAGCCCUGCCUGGACUGGUACAGCUCCUCCUGGGGCCAGUGCUCUGAGCUGUGUGGGGGAGGGGAGCAGCAGCGCAUGGUCACCUGCCCGGAGCCCAGUAAAUGCGACGAUGCCCUCCAGCCCAACAGCAUCCAGGCUUGUAAUGAGCAGCCGUGCGCUCAGUGGGUGACGGGCUCCUGGGGUCAGUGCUCGGCUUCCUGCGGGGGAGGGGUGCAGCGUCGGCUGGUGAAGUGUGUCAACACUAAGACGGAGCAGGACGAGGAGGACCCUGAGCGGUGCAACCACGAGCCCUGGCCGGAGAACAUGCAGAAAUGCAAUCUGCAGGAGUGUGAGACUGCUGCAUCUGAUCAGGUGUGCCAGCGUGACAGCCUGACGUUCCGGUUCUGUCAGACCUUGCAGUGGCUGGGCCGUUGCCAGCUGCCCACCGUCCGAGCCCAAUGCUGCAAGACCUGCGGCCAGCGUUCCCGUGGUAACGAGCGGAUAUCUCGACGCUGA
Messenger RNA from Megalops cyprinoides (Indo-Pacific tarpon), 4950 nucleotides. Its product is annotated as A disintegrin and metalloproteinase with thrombospondin motifs 7. Lineage: Eukaryota; Metazoa; Chordata; Actinopteri; Elopiformes; Megalopidae. Gene Ontology annotation, biological process: extracellular matrix organization; proteolysis. Bases 1 to 4950 code for a protein of 1649 amino acids. Gene Ontology annotation, cellular component: extracellular matrix. The record is from RefSeq and is a predicted model, not a curated record. Gene Ontology annotation, molecular function: metalloendopeptidase activity. The transcript is spliced from 25 exons.